AUGGAUGCUGAUAAGUAUGUGGCUGGAUCAAGAGACCAGCUCAGUGUCAAGCCUGGACUCUGUGCUGAUGACACUAGUGACAAGUGCCUGAGUGAUAACAUCCUGCAAUGGAUAAGCUCUGCUAAGCCAGGCAUUUUGGAAAGCUUAGCUAAAAUGCUAUCUCUGACUGUCAGUGAACCAACUAUAACUGAUGGGUCUGGCUGGCUUGCUGAGAGCAAUGAAUCAGAUCCAAACUACUCCGGUGUUCCCUGGUGCCAUAUCCAGCUGCAGACAGACACAGGAGUGACUGGCUUGAAAGGGUACAAAGGUAACUGUGUCUCAUAUGUUCAUGAGGCCCCUGGAAGUGUGAGACACCAGAAGGGGAACAUUUGCAAUAGCUCAGCUCCACCUGUUCUCCUUGUCAAAGGCCCCUCAGUGCAGCUCACCCAGCCUGGCCUCAGCCUGUGCCCGCUGUUUACUGUGACUGUCAUCAGGCACAUGGAGGCCCAAACAAAGGGGGGUCUGUUCCUAUUAUCCUGCCCAGGAUUGUCAGCCCCUCUCUGGGCACAGACCAAGCCAAGGGCUGGGGGUUGUUGGAGCAGCACCGGGGGGUUUGACCUCGCCAACCUUACAGCAAGGGUGAGAGAGCAAGAGAGUGAGUCACACUGCGCCUCCUCAGAACUUGUUCGUGUCUCUCCCGGUGUCUGCGCAGCCUCCUCUCUGCAGUUGCAGGCUGCACUACAGUUGGUAGCUGUUGUGUGGAUGAGGACAGAGAGUUUCGGCGAACAGAAUUGGGCGCAAUUACGCACGGCGAGUACCAUGGCACCGAUUUUGGAUAGACGUGCUCCGGCUUUGCUCUUGGUUUGGAGCUACUGCGUGCUGGCGGAUACCGCUUUUACGAACUUUACUUUGGACAACGAGUUCCACUCCAGUUUCAUCCACCGCCGACUGAAGAGCCAGGAGCGCAGAGAGAUGCAGCGGGAGAUCCUGUCUAUCCUGGGGCUGCCGCACCGGCCGCGACCCCACCUCCACGGAAAGCACAACGCUGCCCCGAUGUUUAUGUUGGACUUGUACAACGCUAUGUCCAUAGAGGGGGACGAGGACAGAUACUCCUAUCCCUACAAGCCCGUCUUCACCACCCAGGGGCCCCCAAUAGCCAGCCUGCAAGACAACAACUUCUUGAACGACGCUGACAUGGUCAUGAGCUUUGUCAAUUUGGUGGAACACGAUAAGGAAUUCCUACCAGUCCGGCGGCAUCACAGAGAGUUCAGAUUCGACCUAUCACGGAUACCGGAGGGUGAGGCGGUCACUGCUGCUGAGUUUCGUAUAUAUAAAGACUUCAUACACGAACGAUUUGAUAACGAGACCUUCCGCAUCAGCAUCUACCAGGUGUUAGAGGAACACACUGAUAGGGAGUCGGACUUGUUUCUGCUGGACUCCCGGGUGAUCUGGGCAGCAGAGGAGGGCUGGUUGGUGUUUGACGUGACAGCCACUAGUAACCACUGGGUCCUGAACCCUGGCAGGAACCUGGGUCUGCAGCUCGCCCUGGAGACCACAAAUGGAGAGAGCAUCAAUCCUCGUGUGGCCGGGCUGAUUGGUCGCAGUGGGCCUCAGAAUAAACAGCCCUUCAUGGUGGCCUUCUUCAAAGCCACUGAGGUGCACCUGCGAAGCAUCCGCUCAGCACAGGGAGGGGCCAAACAGCGUAACCCCAAUCGCUCCAAAGGGACAAAGAGCCAAGAGGCACUGAGAGUGGCCAAUGUUGCAGAAAACAGCAGUACUGAUCAGAAGCAGGCGUGUAAGAAGCACGAGCUCUACGUCAGUUUCAGGGACUUGGGGUGGCAGGACUGGAUCAUUGCUCCAGAGGGAUAUGCGGCGUACUAUUGUGAGGGAGAGUGUGCCUUCCCGUUGAACUCCUACAUGAACGCCACAAACCAUGCCAUUGUGCAAACCCUUGUUCAUUUUAUCAACCCGGAGACGGUCCCUAAGCCGUGCUGUGCCCCCACACAGCUCCACGCCAUCUCAGUGCUCUACUUCGAUGACAGCUCCAACGUCAUCCUCAAGAAAUACCGCAACAUGGUGGUCAGAGCCUGUGGCUGCCAUUAGACUGUCAGCAUCCUCACGCAGAGACACACACAUGUGCACACACGAGUAGAAAGGGCUUCUUCUUCUUCUUCCUCUUCUUCUUAUUGCCAUUUGAAUCAGUGAGAAUGGAUUUCAAACUAAAGUACAUGCAUUUUAUGAACAUUCGGCGAGUUUGAGACAGUCUCCUGAGGGGAAGAUUCUGUCGUUACAUUUUUUUUCUACAGCUGUCCUGAAGUAAAAACGAUGUGGCUGAAAAGGAAUUUCAAUCAAUUUUAGAGUCCUCGCCACAAGUGCACGCCCACGGACAAACAAACACGCACACACACACUCACGUUUGUGCUUUCUACUGUGUAUACAAGACAUUAAAAGCAGUGAUUGUACUGUAUAUUCAUUCACAGUCGACAAUCUUUUGUUUAAUUCAGUAAUUGUUAUUGUAGUUGAUUCUUUUUAUUGUAGAUUUUACUAUAUAUAUAUUUUUAUGACUGAGAGACCCGGAUGGAUGUUCUGAAUU
This is a messenger RNA of Centropristis striata (black sea bass), 2572 nucleotides long. Its product is annotated as bone morphogenetic protein 7-like. The record is from RefSeq and is a predicted model, not a curated record. Gene Ontology annotation, molecular function: cytokine activity; growth factor activity. Gene Ontology annotation, cellular component: extracellular region. Lineage: Eukaryota; Metazoa; Chordata; Actinopteri; Perciformes; Serranidae. Gene Ontology annotation, biological process: SMAD protein signal transduction.